Messenger RNA from Anopheles arabiensis, 735 nucleotides. It is a transcript of the gene Vha14-1, whose product is annotated as V-type proton ATPase subunit F. The transcript is spliced from 4 exons. Gene Ontology annotation, cellular component: membrane; proton-transporting V-type ATPase, V1 domain. The record is from RefSeq and is a predicted model, not a curated record. Lineage: Eukaryota; Metazoa; Arthropoda; Insecta; Diptera; Culicidae. Bases 129 to 512 code for a protein of 127 amino acids. Gene Ontology annotation, biological process: proton transmembrane transport. Gene Ontology annotation, molecular function: proton-transporting ATPase activity, rotational mechanism.
GCAAAAUCACCCACGGGUUGUAAGUCAGUCAGGUGAUGUUUUUCUCUUCGUCUCAAAACAGAAAUCCCAUUUUGUAGCAAAAGUGCUUGAACUGUUUUCACAUCUUCGCACUUCUUCUCGUACGUAAAAUGGCUCUUCUGUCGGCAAUGAAAGGAAAGCUGAUCUCCGUCAUUGGAGAUGAGGACACAUGCGUCGGAUUCCUGCUUGGCGGAGUUGGUGAGAUCAACAAGAACCGUCACCCCAACUUCAUGGUUGUCGACAAAAAUACUGCCGUCAGCGAGAUUGAGGAUUGCUUCAAGCGCUUCAUCAAGCGCGACGAUAUCGACAUUAUUCUGAUCAAUCAGAACUACGCCGAGCUGAUCCGUCACGUGAUCGAUUCGCACACUGCGCCCACCCCGGCGGUGCUGGAAAUCCCAUCCAAAGACCACCCGUACGAUGCUAGCAAGGAUUCGAUUCUGCGUCGCGCUAAGGGUAUGUUCAAUCCGGAAGAUAUGAUUGCUAACCGCGGUUAGAUGGUCUGUACAAAAGGGGAUCAAGAGAUGGAACGUGCAGUCGGCGGUAACUGCGGCCGGAUUGCGUAUUUUGAACCUCUCCCAUUAACAGCCAUGUAGUAUUAACGCUCCCCCUCCCUCUUCUCGUGUACUAUACGAUCGUGUGUUGUUUGUGUUUCCCACCCAUCGUUAUGUUGUUGGCAUUCCAAGGAUCAAAAGAAUAAAGGAUCAUUUCAGCUGUGUA